This is a messenger RNA of Otolemur garnettii (small-eared galago), 562 nucleotides long. RefSeq names its product LSM3 homolog, U6 small nuclear RNA and mRNA degradation associated (gene LSM3). The record is from RefSeq and is a predicted model, not a curated record. Gene Ontology annotation, cellular component: catalytic step 2 spliceosome; U4/U6 x U5 tri-snRNP complex; U6 snRNP. The transcript has 4 exons. Gene Ontology annotation, molecular function: RNA binding. NCBI's taxonomy places the organism in Eukaryota, Metazoa, Chordata, Mammalia, Primates, Galagidae. The coding region runs from base 33 to 341 and encodes 102 amino acids. Gene Ontology annotation, biological process: P-body assembly; mRNA splicing, via spliceosome.
CGCGAGAGGCGGGAAAGGGCGCAGGGUUUGACAUGGCGGACGACGUGGACCAGCAACAAACUACCAACACUGUAGAGGAGCCUCUGGAUCUUAUCAGGCUCAGCCUGGAUGAGCGAAUUUACGUGAAAAUGAGAAAUGACCGAGAGCUUCGGGGCAGAUUACAUGCUUAUGAUCAACAUUUAAAUAUGAUAUUGGGAGAUGUGGAAGAAACUGUGACUACUAUAGAAAUUGAUGAAGAAACAUAUGAAGAGAUAUAUAAAUCAACAAAACGGAAUAUUCCAAUGCUUUUUGUCCGAGGAGAUGGCGUUGUCCUGGUUGCCCCUCCAUUGAGAGUUGGCUGAUACAAAGAAUUUAUCACCAGGGAGACUUUGUCCAGUUGCCGCUUUAAAUGUGCAAGACAUUCAAGAGAGAAACCUGCGUACAUUGCUAUAUUAACAAAUGACCAAGGAUCUUCCACUCCUGAAAUGAGUUAGUUGGUAUAACUCACAACUCCUUAAGCUAAAUGUCAUUUUUAUUUUUCUCCAACAUUUCCAAUAAAUGUGAUCACCAAGGUCAGAACUUU